AUGGCCGCAGCACCGCAAGACUCACCUGCCACUCUCCUCUCACUCAAGCACCUGGAUGCUGAGCGCUUGUCCGUUGUCACGCUGGCACUGGAGAACAUUCUGAGUCUCCCUGACGUCGAGCUCACAUAUGCACAAAUUGUCGACGGGCUCCCGCUCCGAAAAGUCUAUGUCGAGUCCCGCGGGUUUGUCCCGACCAUCGUCUCGGAGCACGAAUCCCUGUGCGAUGGCGCCUUGGACCGCGUGCGCGACGCCCGGAGCAAGCUGGACAUGAACACACUUUUCUUUCCGCAGACAGCCCUGGAGCGAUACGCCCACGCCCGUGCUGGCUCCGUCGCGUUUUGUCUCUGCUUGCUUGAGCUGCUCGCCGUCGCAUGCCAUCAGAUUGGCGCCACGCUCUACGAAUGGAGCGACGCCGAUGCCCUCCACAGCCGCGCAUCCGUGCUGGCCGCCAUCGGCCAUGAGCUGGACGCGAACCGGCGCAACCGUGUCUUCCACCCGAGCAAUCUGCCGAAACACACCCACUUCUACCACCACAGCUACAUCUACCAAGAUCAAUACCCGCGGGGCGUGGCCGACAUGGUGGGCUACUGGGCGGAGACGCGCAUUUUUGGCGGCGUCGCCGUGUUUGACCGGGGCCGUUCUGGUGACGCCAAUGGCGGCGUGUACUUUCACUCCGACCGACACAGCUACGGCACCUCGUUGUACCCGCCGACCGAAGACCAGUUGAAGGCACUCAUGGCAUUCUUCACGUCUACGACGGUGACGGCGACGGCGACGGCGACGGCGGCCGCCCUCCCCCCCGAAGCAUGCCCCCUCCCCGUCGUCUCGACCAGUGCCAAUCGGUGGCGGUGGGACGCGGGCUUCGCAUUCCUCCACUGGAACAUCUUCCGGGACCGCUACGAGCGGAACGUGUCGCCAACCUAUCGGCCGUAUCGUCACAAAAUGCCGGCCAGUACGUGGCCCGAAGUCGGCGACGACAAUGAAAUUUUCCGUCAGUUUGUGAUUGAACACGAUGGACUCGAGCCGGUGGACCACGCGGCCAUUGCGACGGCCAAGGAGAACCUGAAAAAGAUCACACCCACUUCGCCGAAAUGGCGCGGACCGAUGCCGAGCAUGGAUGAGCCCAAUCCGCCGUGGAAGCCGCCCUACUACCACGACCUGGCGAGGCAACUGGAGUAG
Molecule: messenger RNA, 1179 nt
Organism: Sporothrix brasiliensis 5110
Lineage: Eukaryota; Fungi; Ascomycota; Sordariomycetes; Ophiostomatales; Ophiostomataceae
Exons: 2
Coding region: 1-1179 (392 amino acids)
Source: RefSeq, a predicted model, not a curated record